Molecule: messenger RNA, 554 nt
Organism: Capsicum annuum
Lineage: Eukaryota; Viridiplantae; Streptophyta; Magnoliopsida; Solanales; Solanaceae
Product: ABC transporter B family member 15-like
Exons: 1
Coding region: 20-466 (148 amino acids)
Biological process (GO): transmembrane transport
Cellular component (GO): membrane
Molecular function (GO): ATP binding; ABC-type transporter activity
Source: RefSeq, a predicted model, not a curated record
AUAGGUACCACUUUUCUUGAUGAAGGUUGCAUCAUGUAUCGGGUUCUACGUGGCAGGAUUCUUGAUGUUUUGGAAGCUGGCAAUGGUAGGAUUUCCGUUUGUUAUUUUCCUCGUAAUUCCAGGUCUUAUGUAUGGGAGGGCUCUAAUGGGAAUAGCAAGAAAAAUGAGGGAAGAAUAUGGAAAAGGUGGAACGAUUGUGGAGCAAGCAAUUUCUUCUGUUCGAACAGUUUAUUCAUUCGCGGGAGAAAACAAAAUUUUACAAGAGUACUCUGUUGCUCUUCAAGGAAUAGUAGAUUUGGGAUUAAAACAAGGUUUAGUAAAAGGAUUGGCUAUCGGAAGUAACGGCAUCAUUUAUGCAAACUGGUCCUUAAUGACAUAUUAUGGGAGCAAACUGGUCAUGUAUGAUGGAGCACAUGGUGGCACCAUUUUUGCCGUUGGCAUUGUACUUGCUGUUGGUGGACUGUAAUUAUCUCUACCACUUCUCAUAUUGAUCAUUUAUUCUCCUUUAUGUUCCUAUUGCUUCAUAAGCAAAUUUUUGUUUUUCUUCCAACAGA